This is a messenger RNA of Arachis ipaensis, 754 nucleotides long. The record is from RefSeq and is a predicted model, not a curated record. NCBI's taxonomy places the organism in Eukaryota, Viridiplantae, Streptophyta, Magnoliopsida, Fabales, Fabaceae.
GCGCGCGAGAGAAAGGAGUCGUCGAGGGAGAAGAGGUCGCACAGUGGAAGGAAGCGUUGCUGCCUUCUCUGCCGUCGUGGGUUCGCCGUAGCCGUGGAGGAUGCUGGAGUGAGGGUGAGUCAGAGCAGAAAGAGAGCAAACGGAAUCUGAGUAGAGAGAGUGAGAGACGCGAUGGAGGGAUGAGGGAGGAGUUGCCGUUGCUACUGAACCGCCGUGGAGCCCCAUCGCCGUCAGAUCCAUCUCCGUUCCUGUUGCCGUGGUGGUGGCAGUGCCUCUGGUCGCCGGAAAACCACCACUACUCCUUCAGCCCCGCCCCUGUUUCAUUAGGCUUUGCUGCUUUUCAUGGUGAGACUGAACUUGUUUUGCCUCCUUCACCAUGUCAGUUGGUUUUAGUUUCACCUAAUAUCCAUUUCAUGUUAAUUUUAAUUUGUCAGAAUAAACUAUUACUGUUCGGUGUUGAUGUUGCUGUUGGUACUACUGCUGGUUCUAAUGCCAUUGCUGCUGAAGCUACUGCUAGUUCUGAUUUUGUUAUCUUGGUACAAAUGGUUGUAAUUGCUUUUAAUUCCUAUCCAAUUUGAAUCUUCCAUUUUGUUGCAACCAUGGCCACUGCCGUUCUAGUUGCGUGAGAGUCGUAGCCGCUGCAGAAUAAGGUGAAAAGAGGGUUUAUUGCAUUAAAAUCGCUGCGGGUUUGAUUCUUUGAGCUUUACCUUUUCAGGAACUGGAUGAAGAAGCAUUAAGAAGAGUUAUACUGCGU